Molecule: messenger RNA, 11277 nt
Organism: Pelobates cultripes (western spadefoot toad)
Lineage: Eukaryota; Metazoa; Chordata; Amphibia; Anura; Pelobatidae
Source: the annotation of a GenBank genome assembly
CGUUGGUCUCGCUGGUAGAGCUGUGCGCACACUGUGAGCCCGGGAGAAUCAGGCCAACGGACCGAGAACCGAGCGGACACCCAGCCCGAGCCCGCCAUGCCCACCGUGGAAGAUCUAUACCGCAACUACGGCAUCCUGGCCGACGCCAAGGACGAUGUGAGCCAGGUAUGGAUCGGCUCCGGCCUCACCCGCACUACCCGCUCUAUCCGCCUCCCCCUACACCCGCACCAUCACCAUCACCUCCCCCGCACUACCCGCUCUAUCCGCCUCCCCCUACACCAUCACCUCCCCCGCACUACCCGCUCUAUCCGCCUCCCCUACACCCCGCACCAUCACUCCCCACCCGCCUCAUCACCCUCUACACCCGCACUUUGUCCGCUCAAUCCGCCUCCCCUACACCCCGCACCAUCACCUCCCCGCACUACCCGUACUCUAUCCGCCUCCCCCACCAUCACCCCUCACCGCACUACCACGCUCUAUCCGCCUCCCCUACACCCGCACCAUCCUCACCCGCACUUUCACCCGCUCUAUCCGCCUCCCCUACACCCGCACCAUCACCAUCACCUCCCCGCGCUACCCGCUCUAUCCGCCUUGCCUCCUACACCCGCACUUUAUCCUCCACCCGCCCCCCUCUCCAUCACCCUCUACACCCGCUGUCGCUCAAUCCCUUACUCCCCUACCACCCGCACCAUCACCUCCUGCCCGCACUACCCGCUCUAUCCGCCUCCCCUACACCCGCAUCGCCAUCACCUCCCCGCACUACCCGCUCAUAUCCGCCUCCCCUACACUUACUUGCACUAUCCUCCACCCGCCUCCAUCACCCUCUACACCCGCACUGUCCAUCAAUCACUUACUCCCCUACACCGCACCAUCCACCCCUCACCCGCACUACCCGCUCUAUCCGCCUCCCCCUACACCCGCACCAUCACUAUCACCCGCACUAUCCGCCUCCCCCUACACCCGCACCAUCACCUCCCCCGCUCUAUCCGCCUCCAACAUCAACCUCCAUCUCUCACUCCACCCGCUCUAUCCGCCCCCACCAUCCACCCGCACUAUCCACAUCACUAUCACCCGCACUAUCCGCCUCCACCAUCAACCUCCACCCGCACCAUCCACAUCACCUCCCCCUCCACCCGCCUCCCUCACCCUCUACACCCGCACUACCCGCCUCACUAUCACCAUCACCCGCAUUAUUAACCUCUACCCGCACCAUCUCCCCCUCCACCCGCCUCCAUCCAUCUCCCCCGCCACCCGCACUAUCCGCCUCCACCAUCAACCUCUACCCGCACCAUCCACAUCACCUCCACCCGCUCUAUCCACAUCACUAUCACCUACACCCGCACUAUCCACAUCACUAUCACCUACACCCGCACUAUCCACAUCACUAUCACCUACACCCGCACUAUCCACAUCACUAUCACCUCCACCCGCACUAUCCUCCUCCUCAACCUCCACUCGCACUAUCCGCCUCACCUCCCCCUCACUGCCCAGCUCCCCUCCUCCACCCUCAUUAUCCGGCUCCCCACCACUUCACUCACUAUCUGGCUCCUAAUCACUAACUGACUCCCUCCCUCCCUGCUUGAGUGUUCGUCGCCCAGGUGUCUCCUUCACUCAGGGCGCCAGCCACCCGGUGGUCCCCCUUCACUCAGGGCGCCAGCCGCCCGGUGUCUCCAGCUGCCCGGUGGUCUCCCUCCCGUCGGAUGUCUCCAGCCGCCUGGUGGUCCCCUUCAUCCUGAGUCACCUUGGUUCUCUUCCCCCAACUGACUGUGUUCUGGGUAUUCAGAGUUGCAUGGGUUCUCUUCCCCAGAGUAUCUGUAUCCUGAGUCGCAUGGGUUCUUUUCCCCUGACCGCCUAUAUCCUGAGUCGCAUGGGUUCUUUUCCCCUGACUGCCGGUAUCCUGAGUCGCAUGGGUUCUCUUCCCCUGACUGCCUGUAUCCUGAGUCGAAUGGGUUCUCUUCCCCUGACUGCCGGUAUCCUGAGUCACCUGGGUUCUCUUCCCCCUGACUGCCGGUAUCCUGAGUCACCUGGGUUCUCUUCCCCCUGACUGCCGGUAUCCUGAGUCACCUGGGUUCUCUUCCCCCUGACUGCCGGUAUCCUGAGUCACCUGGGUUCUCUUUGACUGCCUGACUACCUGGAUUCUCUUUCCCUGAUUUUCUAUAUUCUGAAUCACCUUUGUUCUUUUCCCGUGACUGCCUGUUUUCUGUGUGUCCCGGGCGUCCCUUCCAUCUGAGUGUCCCUAUCCUGUUCUUCCGAUAACCUUGAGUGCUCCCCUGGUUUGUUGAGGUGCCAUGUGCUAACCAUCAAGUCACUAAUUUCCUGCGUGAUCCCUGAUUAAUUGUCUCUAAUUGAAGUAAAUGUUUGGGUUUUUUUAGCACAAAAAUGCAUACCAAGUGAUCUUGGAUGGCGUGAAGGGAGGAGCCAAGGAAAAGAGGCUUGCAGCCCAAUUUAUUCCAAAAUUCUUCAAACAUUUCCCUGAGCUUUCUGAUGCAGCUCUUAAUGCACAGCUUGACCUGUGUGAAGAUGAAGAUGUUUCAGUAAGUAAACAAAGUUUUAUUGGGUUGUUAUUCUUGUAUAAUAAUGUUUUAAACAAACUGUAUUGUAAAUGUAUUUGUUUCCUUAUCAGAUUCGUCGUCAAGCGAUCAAAGAACUGUCCCAGUUUGCUGCAGGAGAGAACCUACCUCGUGUAGCAGAUAUUUUGACUCAGUUACUGCAGUCAGGUAUGAUUUUAUUACCCACAAUAAGUAAAUUUUUUAACUGCUGAGUUAUAUUUUAAUUAAACAAGAGACUGUAUCGUAAAAAUUUAACUUUUGCUAGAAUGUCCUUGAAUUGUAUCUUUGCUGGUUAAAUCCAGCACAUCUUUUAAGAAUUCUGUCAGCAGCUUUACAUUUUUUUUUUUUCAUGAUUUGUUUUUUUGUUUUUUGUUUUUUAGAUGACUCGGCUGAAUUUAACCUAGUGAACAAUGCUUUGCUUACAAUUUUUAAAAUUGAUGCCAAAGGUAAGAGUAAUUACUUUUUUUUAUUUUAAUACAGACAGAUCUAAUGGGUUCUUUAACCCCUUAAGGACCAAACUUCUGGAAUAAAAGGGGUUAAAGGAACUCAGUAAAGUGAGGUAAUUUAACACUUUGCAGAAGUAUAACAUACUCUGUUCUAGCAGUAGUUCAAACUGUAUUCCUUUAAAAAAAUAUAUUGUAACUAUAACUGCUAUGCCCAAUGAGAUAAAAACGGCAACCAUAUCCACCCAUAAUAUACAGUGUUCUAGUUAUACUUAAGACAGCUGUGCACAAAUUAUCGUGGAGCUGUAGAUUCAAUCCCACAGUAGUAGCCAUUUUCUGCAUAUUAAAAAAAAAAAAAAAAUCUAUACAUUUACUAGCAGUGUUUGUAGUUCAGUACGUAGAACACAUCUGUGAACAUACCAAUAUAUAUAUAUUUUUCCCACUCUGUAGGUACAUUAGGUGGGUUGUUUACGCAGAUUCUCCAAGGAGAAGAUAUUGUUCGUGAGAGGGCCAUUAAAUUUCUCUCCACCAAGCUGAAGACUCUGCCAGAGGACAUCAUGACAAAGGAAGUAGAAGAAUAUGUAUUUAAUGAGUCCAAGAAGGUAGGAAUACAAAAAAGAUGCAUAUUCACAAGCAGGCGUAGAUGAAUGAUUUUUGUCAAUGGCUUGUCGGCUUAAGUAACAGUUUAUUUAAUUAAACAUUAUCGAUCUGCAGGUCCUGUAUGAUGUCACUGGAGAAGAAUUUGUGCUGUUCAUGAAGAUCCUCUCAUAUCUGAAAACCUUACAGACGGUUAGUGGAAGACAGCAGCUGGUAGAUCUGGUGUCUGAACAGGCCGGCCUGCAUCAAACUUUAAAUCCCGCCGACCCCGAUUCUGUAGACCGCAUGCUGCAGUGCAUGAGACAGGCUGUUCCCCUCUUUUCAGUAAGUUACACGUCUUUGUUUUAGUCUCCAUCAUAUGCUUUAAUCAAUAAUAAAAUGUUCAGAUUUCAAUAUUUGCUUCUUUUUUUUUUUUUUUUGUCUUAAAGAAAAAUGUCCAUUCGACUAAGUUUUUGACAUACUUCUGUGAGAAUGUCCUGCCUACCUUGAGCUCCUUGACCAGCCCCGCCGAAGGUAUUGAUGUUCAGCUUGAAGUAAGUGUUUUCUUACUAAUUUUUAAUUAUAUUGGUGAUCUGUGUUUCAGAGGAGUGGUGAAAAACAUAAUGGUCUGUGCUUAAAGGGGCUCUCCAUGCACAUUUGUAACAUUUUAGUGGUUAUGAUGCAAGGAGAUCUCCUGAUUCCCUACAGUCAUGCUUAGAACUGCAGUGAUUUGCUUCAAUCACUGCAGCUUUUAACAUGCCCCUUUGUUCAGCUAUACUUCCGCUACCUUUCAAAAUAUUGGAACAGCAUAGGCACACUAUACAAAUACACAGCUUCCUGGUUAGCAGAUCACAUCUGACAGUUUCACUCAUAAUGAAUGGGACUGUCAGCAAAGCAGGUAGCAGAUCCUAAUGGAUUAGGCAUCAAUCUCUUAUAGUCUCUCACAGUAUAUGAUCAGUGAAACUUUGGCAAGUGCUUAACUACUAAUUAAAUCCGGAGUAUGAGUAGUAAGUUAAAACUGAUUUGAAUACAAUGCGAACAUCCUAAUUUGAGAUGUAAAAACUGAAAAGCCAGUAAAUUCAAGAUCUUCGAAGUCUAGUCUUUUGUAUCAAUUAUAUGUUUGCAUAUUAGAAUUCAUUACCCAUAUAAUAAUAAAUAUGACUAAUUUUUGCUAUUUUGCGAUGUGCCACAUAUUCUGUGUAACAAUGUUUUGUAUAAAAUAAAUACUGGCUUUAACUUAAUGUACUGUUGUAUUUACAGGUCUUGAAACUGCUUGCUGAAAUGAGCUCGUACUGCGGGGAUAUGGACAAGCUUGAGUCAAAUGUGAACAAACUUUUUGAUAAAUUACUGGUGAGCAUUUUUCAUUUUUGCUUUCUUCUAUAAAAGUAAUCUCAUUUAAGGGUGUGUAAGAUUGUAAUUACGUCAAUGCGUAUUUGCAUAGUUAAACAGUAUUAACCUUUUUUUUCUUAUUGUGUUGAUAGGAAUAUAUGCCUCUUCCUCCCGAAGAAACAGAGAAUGGUGAGAAUACAGCUAAUGAAGAACCUAAGCUGCAGUUCAGUUACGUCGAGUGUCUUCUCUUCAGUUUCCACCAACUGGGGAGAAAGUUACCAGACUUUCUCAUAGCUAAAGUGAAUGCUGAGAAGUUAAAAGAUUUCAAAAUCAGGUAAGUUCUUUAUUCCUUUUUGUACACUACCUGUGAUAGUAUCACAUUGUUCUGGACCAAGGUUUUUAUGUCAAAUUCUGCAAACAAGCACAUUAACACAAUUUACUUCUUACAGGUUACAGUACUUUGCCCGAGGACUUCAAGUUUACAUUCGGCAACUGCGCCUCGCUUUGCAAGGCAAGUCAGGGGAAGCACUGAAAACAGAAGAGGUAAAAAUAUUCAUGCUGCAUUGUAUACCUUUGUGUUUGGGCCAAUAUAUAGUGACACAACUGUACUUUACAUUCUUUUGUUAAACUAAAAUAUGCCCAGCUUCACUACUCUUCAAGAUUGAUAGAGCAUCAUGGGAGUUGUAGUCCUAAAACAACAGAUAUGUUUUCAUUUCUGGUCUGCCUUGUUUAAUAGUAUCUUGCAUUGGCCAUCAGCUGUUGAGUUUGUUUUACAACCACCAAUGAAUCUGUAAAUGUUACAUUGCUGGAAUAAAAUAUACCUUAUAGCCGAUAUAUGGAUUAUUUACUUUGUUAGAGUGUGAAUUUCGACUGUAUAAUGUGAUUUUCUUAUUUUUCUUUCAGAACAAAAUUAAAGUAGUGGCUUUGAAAAUAACCAAUAACAUCAACGUUUUAAUUAAGGUAAUUAUUUCACGUCCCACGCACCCUCCCUCUUACCUGUAAAAUUUGUCUUAAUACUCCUACAGGGUUAUUCACUUAAAGUAGGAAUUGUCAGGAAUUCAAAGUGAAUUUCACAAUAAAGGCCGAAGUAGCCAAAUUUGAAGCAUAGCUGGUUUUAGAUAGUUUUUUCCAGUUUAACUCCUAAAGCCUUAAAUUUUAAAUUUACUUUGAAUUCCUGACUCAUUUUAGUGAGUAACCCUUGUAAUAAUUCUGCAGUUGCAAAACAACCUGUAUAUAUUUUGUGUGUGUGUGUGUGUGUUUCCGAUCUCAUUUCUUGACAAAUUAAAAACAUUAUUUAUUUUUUUUCCCAUUUCUUUAAAUUUUAGGAUUUGUUUCACAACCCUCCAUCCUACAAAAGCUCAGUGACAUUGUCCUGGAAACCAGUCCAGAAAGCAGAAACUGGGUGAGUUGAGAGCAUUUUUUGUGCAAUUCAGUUUUAGGAUAUUAUGAUAUAUAAUCAUAGUGUUUUAUAGCUAGUUGAAACUUGUUUACUAAAAAUCCAUAGGGGUACUUUUUCUAUAAGAGUAUGUAGAUAAUAUUCCUGCUUGAUCUUCUUAUACAGGCAAAAAAGAUCAGUCGAGGAGCCAGCGUCUACUUCACCUCCAAAGAAGUUACAAGUACAGGGGCCAAAGCGAGAUGCCAGACAGAUCUACAACCCACCCAGUGGAAAAUACAGUGGGACCCUUGGGAACGUUCCAUACGGUAAGUACAUAGAAUCGCAGUAAUGCCAGUGAUGAUGUAAACAUUUUGAUUUAUGAGUUAUUAAACUUUAAAAAUGUGCACAAAAUCACAAAUUCGUGUAACGUGAUAAGCCAAGCUCUGAUUUAUUACCUAAAAUAAGAGGGUCUUAUUUAAGACAGUAAUUUAUUUUGUGGAGCAUGCUUGCUAUUUUUAUUAUUGGGGUCAUUCACUUAACUGAAUUGUCGGUGAAUUAAACAUUUUGGGCCAAUAUACUUGAACUAGAAAAAUUCCAUUAUAUUUUCAGCUCAACUAUCAUAGCCUUUAAUUUAAAUCUCUUGGUCUAUUCUAAAGAAUACCCUCCCCCACAAAACCUUAAUUUUGGGCUUCUGAUUAAGUGAUUCUAUAUAUUGCUUCUGCGUAUUUUAUACAGUGUUAUCAGGAGGUACCUGUUAGGUAUGAAUUUUGUCAUUCCAGUCCCUAAUGAUCUCCCUCUUUUGCUCAAAACAUACAGCAUCUCAAUAUCUCUUGCUCCUAUGAAUAACUGCCCCAGCUUAAAGCAUGUUAUAGCGGCAUGUUGCAGCUCACUUCUUGGUUAUCCAGUUGCCAUGCAACCAUGAAUCCUGUUAUUAUGCAGGAUCAGCCAUGAUGUACAGCUAGGGCAUAUAAUUGGCAUUGAAGAUUCACUAAUUCUAGCUACCGGUUUUUCUGUCUGGUAGUUGUAAUCGGUUACAGUUCUAGCUGAUAGCGGAUGUCAGUCUGUGCUAAGUAGCAAUAUAACUCAUUGACUUUGCAGGGCAAUCUGUUCCCACUGAUCGCCUGGCACAUACACUGUCAGCCUAUGGGUAAGCAAAUUGGAGGCGUUCAGUAAAUAUUCAAAUGUCCAAUGACCAGAUACAAGUAAAAUCCCUAAAAUUCUUAGUUCUGAUGCUGUUCCAAUCUUGAAACGUCACCUGCUAUACAAGCAUGAGCAUCUGUCAAAUCGUGUUUAUUUCUGAUGUAGUUACAAUGUGCAUUGACCUAACCUUUAGGCCAGAACUAAUGUUUGUGUGUGUGUGUGCGCAUUUGUUGAAUUGCAUUACUGUUACUUUAAGAUCUGUGAGAUUAUUAAUUGAUUCUUUGUCACCACAGAACAACGAGGAAAUUUCCGUGGAGGUAGAGGAAGAGGAUGGGGUGGUGGCCGCUUCAACCGUAGCAGAGGGAGAAUCUAUUGAAGGAUGUGACAGGGGCAUCGACAAGGAAUUUUGAAUCUGCUGAAAUUUUCACUAAUUCAAAGGCUGGACUUGUACCAGUGACCUGACAAAUUGCCUUUGAUACAGACUUCAACAUGAAACACAUUCUUUAUACCUUUUAUGUACCUACUCUUUUUUUCUAUCCAGACAUUCUGCAACCUGGAAACCAGUCACCCUAUGGAUGUUGCACAUUCAGGAUUCUGAGCCACUUCCAUUUAAUUUAAUUAUAUUUUUUUUACGUGCAACAUUGGUUGUAUGCUGAAUGGUCCCUGUUAAUAUUACAAGCAGGAGCUAUAAAAGGUACUGUUACUAGAAGACCACCCUAGAUUUUUAGAGAAGCUAAUUUUGAAACUACAGAGAAAAGAAAAUAUUUCAGUCUGGAGACCACACGCCACCUUUACUGUGUUCUUAUUCAUGGCUAACAGAAUGCUAGGACUGAAAUGCUUUAUUACCAUAGUAACACCAUAUUGUAACUUUUGUUCACACAGUGACUGCAUGACAUAUGUUAUUUUUGGGCCUUCCAGCAACUUCCUUUUUGUGUUCAUGUAGUUUUGCAGGUGCAAAUUGUUACGUUUCUCUAUUCUGCAAUGUCAGAAUAACCUUUAUUGGCACUGGGGAAUUGCAGAAUUGAGUCCCAAAUGUUGGCAUCGAAGAAGCUUGCAAGAUUCCUUUUGGUUUGCUCAGGGGAAUCAAGCUGUGCUUGUUUGGUGACAUUUGCUUAUCAUUAACUAGAUUAACUUGCUUACUCGACUAUGUCUGUACACUUGCAUUUAGGAAAGCCCGCAGGUUUACAUUAGAAGAACUCGAAGGUAGCACUGGAAUGUUAAAGAACAUUAAAUCCAUUAUUUUUUUUUUCUUUUACUGUUUAGCCAUUGCUAAAAUAAUUUAUUUAAAGAUUGCUUUCCCAUAUUCUGUUUUAAUUUGAAUAAAUCCAUAUGGUAGUAUAUUUCCUAUAGUACGUGGUUUUUGUUUUGUUUUUUUUCCCUUCUAUGAGCCAGACAUAGAAAAUAAAAAGUAGCGAUCAAUGGCAAAUGGAUAGUGGCCAUUUGACACGAAACCCUAAUGUUUUGAACGAAUAGUAGAAUUUUAUUAAAGCUUUUGUAAUACAUAACUAUACAAUAGCUAGAAGCGUUUAUAUCGCUUACGAAGUAAACCAGUUAUGUCUAGUAUUUAUUAUCCAAUGCAACUUUUAAUGAGUGAUUUUCAAUGUAACAGUAAAUUUGCGAACUUGAAUUUUUAAAAAAUGUUCUUAGUCCCCUACAGUUACCAACUUAAAUUUGCGGAUUACUUCAUUCAUAUAAUUGAAUUUGUAUAUGAAAUAAGUUUGUAAUACACAUAAACCUACAGACACAGGAAUACUUUUUGGCAAAAGUAAAGUAGUUCCUCUUUCUUGAAGGCAACUAAAUAUAUGAUUGGGAUGCCUUUCCCACAAUUCUCCACUUGGUUUUUAGGGGUAAGUGUCCGCCGUACUUUAAAUCCGGAUUUGAUUCAGGUAGAGGAUUUAAGCAUGCUUUUUUUUUUUUCUCAUUUUUUAUUUGAUGUCUGAGUGAUUUACAUAUAUUCUUUCUGGUUGCUUGUACUUUGGUGUAUUGGUUUAUAGAUUUAAAAAAUGACACACUUGCUGAAUUGCUAGCAAAGAUGUAUGGUUUUCAAUAUAUACACUAAAGGGAGAAUUCAAAGUGAAUUUCAAAUUCAAGGUAUAACUAGCCACAAUGGAAACUUUCUCUAAGCCAGCUAUGCUGCAAAAUUUGGCUACUAUGGCCUUAAAUUUGAAAUUCACUUUAAAUUGUCACCUUUGUUUUUAAAACCUCUGACUGAAGAUACAGGGUAGUAAAGGCAACCAUUCGAGGACAGGAAUGGCUGCCUUGGUGGCAUCUUACAACUCCUGGAGUAAACCCAGCAUGCUAGGGACGAUGAAAUGCCUUGUGUGAUCUAAGAAAAGGGAUGCUGUGCUGGCAGCUGCAGACCAGGGUGUUGUAAUCCAUGAGGGUAAAAUUUCCUCCAUGUUUAGAUCUGUCGGUUUUCUAGCUGAUUGUAUAGACUAUAGCUAACCUGUUGGUGUACUCUUUAGCCAUACGUAGAAAGUAGUUUCUCAAUUCGCUACAUAUAAAUGUUCACAGACGUGGCUUUUAAAAAAAACACUUCACUUUGCACGUAAUAUAGCUGUAGAGUAAGAUUUAGUUUCACUCUAAAUUUUACACUUUGUUGCCAACUAAUUAGGACUUUCAGUUUUCACCAAUGCUGUUGAGGAAGUUGAUACUUUUUAGUCCACGACCUUGCGUUUUGGGCAGUGGAGAACCAUUGGUUAUCCCAAUUGUAUAAUCAUCCAAGUUACUACUUCUGUCCAGCUACCAUAAAAGAAAGCUUGCUGUAUUUUGCAGUGGUUUAUUGGAAGCUGCAGUCCAAAUAGUAUGUAGCCAUUGUGUUUUGUUUUUUUGGGGGUUUUUUAUGCAUUACGUUUCGUUGUUUACAUAUUUAGCAGUUUAUGCUUUUGAGGGUUGUAUGUCACAAUUACAAAGUCCAUUCCAAUAAAAUAAAUUUUGUGUCCUUUACCAGUAAUGUGUACAAAAUCUCUUUGUAUUGAACAAAUAUUAAACCUCGCAUGUGUUUGGGGGGGUUACAUUCCGUUCCCCCUCAACUAUUUUUGGCGCUAUAUUCUUGCAAGUCUACAGGAGGCCGCUAUAAACUUCAACUAGGAGUUUAUAAAAAUUACCUCUGCGCCCUCUACCAAAUUGAAAAAGGCAAUUAAAUGGACUGGGACAAGCUACGGGACUCAAGGACUUUAAUCUCUAAUUUUUGAUAAGUGACAAAAUUAUGGUGAAGUGCAACAACUAGUCAGUAGUAGGUUUCUUAUUGCAGUACUAAAAAUAUUGUAUGCAAUUCUAAUUAGAAAAAAAAUUGCAAUUCCAGAACAAAUUUCAACAAAACAAAAUGGAAAGAAUCUCAACCUGCUGCACUGUGGCCAGGGGCAUUACUGGUCUAUUAAAAUAAUACAUGGCAAAUAUAAUCCCUUUGGUUACCAUCUACGCUCAUAGGGUUUGGGGUAUGCAGAGUUCUGUAUGGGUUUGGAGUUGGCGAUCUUGGGAAGUGAAUGUUUUUUGUUUUUUUUUCUUUGGAUAUAUUUAUUUUCAGUUUUUACAAGCAGUCAACUUUAUAUUUUCUUUGAGGAAUAUGAUUUUAUUAUUUUUAAUGUUUGUAUUCAUCGUUGAUUGAGAUUGUUUGUUAAAAUGUUAAUACUUCAUUAAAAUCUGCACCCAAAGUAUUACAACUUUUUUUUUAAUUUUUUUUCUCUUGAAAUGUGUUGGCAUGUUUAGAUUCCAGAGUUUGUACUGGAAUGUAUGUUUGUAAGACUGAAUUUUAAUAAUUGUUCCAUUCUGAAACCUUGCUGUUUUUUUUUCUUUUUUUUUUUCUUUCUUUCUUGGUCUGUAACAGAUUCCAUGUUCUGGAAUAAAUUUGUUUUGUAAUGUGGAA